Molecule: messenger RNA, 1443 nt
Organism: Penicillium griseofulvum
Lineage: Eukaryota; Fungi; Ascomycota; Eurotiomycetes; Eurotiales; Aspergillaceae
Product: putative Golgi transport complex component Cog5
Exons: 1
Coding region: 1-1443 (480 amino acids)
Biological process (GO): intra-Golgi vesicle-mediated transport
Cellular component (GO): COG complex
Source: RefSeq, a predicted model, not a curated record
AUGGCAGAAGGAGAUCCAUCAUACAUAGACUAUGAGGCUUUCUUAGACCCGGAAUUCUCGCCGACUUCAUUUGCCAAUACAUUGGUGACAAGCACAAACAAUGCAACAGAUACCCCGUUGGAUUUAUCAACACCAUUGUCACGGGUACUCUUUGAUCUUCAGGAGAUCGAUACACACAUCCAUGCAUUGACAACCAAAUCAGCUCUCCCAUUGCUUUCACACACCCAAAGCCAAACUAAAGCUGCUGAUAAUAUCUUGAAGGAAUCAGGGACACAGAUUGCCUCUGUGACUCAAGGGUACGAGCGCCUCCAAAAAGAGGUUAUACAAAAAUGGCAAGCAGCCGAGGAAGCCCGUAUUGCUGCUGAAAACUCCCUUGAAACUGUCCGCCUAGCAAGGGCGGUUGCGCGCUGCUUAACCCUGGGUAGACAGUUAGAGAGCCAGGUAUCUGAAAUUACAGGUCGAGGUGCAACAGGGCCGGCCCUCCCAGCCGGACCAGAUGGACCAGCAUCACCGUCAACUGGAAAAGAUGGCUUCCGCGCACUUGAACGAGCAGCGUACACGAUUUUGAACCUGCGCGAAAUGUUCUCGGCCACGACCCAGGGCGAAGAAGGCUAUGGGUUGGAUCGGGUGAAGGUCACUCGCACUCUGCGCGGAGAAUUCGUCAUCCCCGCAGAGAACAUGGUCAAGUCGAGAGCGCAACAGACCAUUAACAGAUUCACUUUGUCCUCAAACUCGGCAAGCGCCAAUGGCCAGUCAUCCAUUCCAUCUGGAUAUAAGCAAGCCCGCGAUGCCCGAGCACGUCUCGCAACCGCCGCCACAACUCUAUAUCUUCUUUCGCCUGCACCAAAGGGCGAAACCACAGCAGCCAACUACAAACCCGAAUUAUUGUUGUCAACAUUACAAGGCUUCAUGCACACAGCGAUCAUGACAUCCGUAAAUUCUCUCGCCCGGGCUCUUACCCAGCUGCCAACCAUGGACCGAGCCCUCGCCGACAUCUCCGCCCGAUGCCAGGAUAUAGUCGCCUUGGAGAACAUUCUCAGAAACCUCCGCCCACCACCGCACCCUCUCUUGGCCUCCGCAAUCGACGAACCUGCCGAAGCCCAAGCAGCAGCCUCAAACAAACCUAAUCUCCUGCAGCCUCUUCUCCAGGCUUUGGACACCACUUCACUUCCUUCCUACUACUGGCGCUCCCUCGCCUCAUCUCUCGCACCGCGUGUCCAGGAAACCGUCAACCGAGGCGGUGUCUCUGCUCGUACAUUGCGGUCCAACCGUGAUCGACUAAGAGUCGAGAUCAAAGAGUGUGUGCUCCGUGCAUCGCAGGUAUCUGCUACCAGCCUGCUAGCUGAGAAGGGACGACCAGGAUCCGACAUGGUGGUUGUUGGAAACUGGGAGCGAGAAGCUGCCGUGAUGGUGAGCUCGGUUGUUGGCCCCCUGGGACGGUGA